AUGUCGCAGCAGCCCGACAGACCAUCGCCGCGCCCCGAGCGCGCACAAGACCCUAUGGGCCAAAUGGGCAGUGCAAAAGCGCCAGGACUAGCCAACCCGCCAGACGUCGACAACGCUCCACCAGCACUUCCAUUGCCCGACCCAAAGCGACAACGAGACCGGCCGUUGGCCUUCAACCCCGACCAGCAUGCCAACAGCGCGCUGAAGGAGCUUGACAGGAAGAUGCUCAAGGGUGAUAGCUGUGUGGCAGAACCGGCAUCUGAACUAAGAGUAGGACUGUGUGUAUCUGAAUCAGACCGACGACACCAAAGCAACGACAAUAACACCAUCCGCAUGCCGCCGAGCAACCCAUGCGGUCCCUGCAAGGAGACCUUCGGCAAAGACAUCCAGCAAUGCUCGUACGAAUAUCCAAACUGCACGAAUUACGCUGGGCUGCCGCAUGAUGAUCAUGAAUACGGUAAACAGUCGGAGUCUGCGUAUGGCCCACAAUGCAGCACACCUCGUUCGCCGCAAACCGCGAGCGUAUGGACAGGGUACGCACCUGGGCACAGAUCUUCGCCGCGGCCAGAGUCGAGCGCAUCGGUGGCUCCGCGAGGACGGCAAGCAGCCGCAGGAACUCAAGGGCAGCAACGGCAAGGCUACGGGCAAGCCCCACCCGCCAGCAACAGACCAAUCAUCCUUCCACCCCCGACACCAACAUUUCCACCACCACCGCCGCCGAAGCCACCGUUAGACCCUGAAAUGGAACCGGCGGUCCGGUCCAAAGACCCAUCGACCAAUCCCGCUGAGCCAGCUGAUCAGAACGCAAGCAGUAGACUGCGAGAUUUGAACAGUCGGAUGCUCAGAAACGACGGCAAAGGAUUCAAGAAGUCCUGA
Messenger RNA from Saxophila tyrrhenica, 876 nucleotides. RefSeq lists its product as uncharacterized. NCBI's taxonomy places the organism in Eukaryota, Fungi, Ascomycota, Dothideomycetes, Mycosphaerellales, Extremaceae. Bases 1 to 876 code for a protein of 291 amino acids. The transcript is spliced from 3 exons. The record is from RefSeq and is a predicted model, not a curated record.